ACUCGAGCAUUAACUGUUUCUCUCUUUGUAGACAUGCUGCCAGUCUUACAGAACAUUUUAAUUUUGUUUCAGAUUUCCAGCUCCCGCAGUUCUUUGUUUUAUCUGAGUGUGUUUUUUUUUGACUGGGCUUGUCCCGCGCCGUAUACCUCCUGUCCCUCUUCCUGCACCGUACCCGGGAACCUGCCUCCCCGCCCCCACGGUGUAACCAAGGCAACGGGCCGUAAACACACGUCCUCCCGCCACCGCUAACGGCAGAAAAGAGCGAGGACUCCGCGGUGCCAAGAGCCCGGACAGGGUGCUCACCAUGACCCGGGAGCUCAGCAAGGAGGCCUUGCAGGAACUGUACGCCUGGAUUGACGGAAUCCCGCUGUCCAGGCCGAAACGGAACAUCGCCCGGGAUUUCAGCGAUGGAGUAUUGGUUGCUGAAGUGGUGAAGCAUUUUUUGCCAAAAAUGGUAGAAAUACAUAACUAUAUUCCAGCAAACUCUACCCAGCAAAAACUGAGCAACUGGCAGAUAUUAGACAGGAAAGUAUUUUCCAAAUUACAUUUUCAUAUUUCCGAAGACAUGUUAACAAAGUUGGUUAAGAGCUCUCCUGGAAUUAUUGAACCAGUUUUAUACAUGUUAAGACAGAAGAUUGAGGAAGAACUCAAUUGCACACAAGAGGUGGAAAAUUACAGUACUUAUGCUGACAAAAACAUUUCAGAUUACGUACCACCCAACAUGCAUUUAUUUACAAAGGAAUGCCAAUCCCAACCUGAAAUGUGGAACAACAGUCAGAAGCAGAGGACAUUUUAUGACCAGUUUUCCCAGCUGAAUCCUGAAAUUCGUCUCUUAUUAGAGGAGAAAGAUCAAGCUCUGUUAGCUCUUCGUGAAACUGUGGAGAUACUGCAGAUGAAAGUACAGCGACUUGAACAUCUGGUUCAGUUGAAAGAUCUCCGAAUUGAAGAUUUGACAAGACAUUUGAAUAAGCAUAAAUCACAGAAGACAAUGAAGUGACAGCAAUUAAAGGAAAAAAAAGGAAUAAUUAAAAUCUCAACAGAAGAAUUUGUUUUCAAACACCUGCUGAAAUGGGAUGAAAGUGAUACUUUGUGUUUUCACUCUCUUAAAAACCAAUUGGCAACACAUGUUUCACAGGAUUAGAGCAGUCUUAGAUUACAUUGUCUUUUAGAAUGACGGCAGAAUUGUACUGUAACACCACUCAUCUGAUUUACCUUGUUGCGAUUUUAGGAACUCAUACAGAAUUAGAAUGUAGUUUAUUUUUAGAUCUUAGUAUUUAAUAGUAUUUAAAAUUGUUUGUCGUGCAAGGUUAUCUUCUCGAUAAAGAUUCUGCUCCUCAUAGGUCUUAGUGCUGCUAGAUAGGUAAUAUGUAAAAGAGUUAUUUAACAUAACAAAAUACAUAUUGUGAAUAAAUCAUAUAUUGUCUAGAUAUACAUUUUCCACAUUAGUGGAAAACACAAUCUGUUUUAGUAACUUUUUAUUUCAAAUUCCAUGAUUUUAAGACUGACAGUGAUGGAACAUUACAAACUAAUUUUAUCAUGCAUUCAGAAUGCGGUCUAGGUGAUGUUUCAUGUAAUUUUCGGAAUUCUAUCUUUUGCUGGUUGAUAUAAGCUAAGAUAAGGUAGACAAAAGGAAAACCUACAGAUUUGAAAUUUAUUCCCCUGUUAUUGAGAUGUAACCAUGCUGUCUUACAGAAAAUGGAGAUCUUGUAGGCAUUCCUAUCUGCCUGAGAAAUGUCAAAGUUAAUGCUGAUGGAAUUACGAAGUUAGUGACGAUGACAUGAGCUACAUCUCAAACAGAAGGUGCACAGCACUAGUCAUGAAGACCUGUUCACACAAACGGUUGUGAUUCUUAUAGGGACAGUUGCAGUUGCUGCAUUAUUGAAUACGUUUAAGGCAGGAAUAUUCAGAUUUUUGGGAAUCAAAGGGGACCAGGCAGGAAAACGAAUUUAAAACCCAUUAGGAACCUAGGAACAGUGGAGAAUAGCAAGCUCAACCACAUGGAUAAAGCAACACAGCAACAGCAUGGACACAUCAGCGGAGAAAUGGGAAAGAUUGAGACUAGCAGCCGGGAUCAACCAGUGCAGAGGCAUCAAGAACACAGUAGGGUAGAAUUGGGUAAGAGUGAGAGCAGCCACAGGAAUAAAAGCAAAGCAGAGGCAGCAAAAACACAGUGGGGAAGAAACAGUAAAGAUUGAUAUCAGCAGCAGGAAUAAAGGCAGUAAAGCAGCAGCAUGAAAACAGGAAGGGACAGCAGCAGGAAACAGUGAGAAGAGCAGUGGGGGGGAAAAACACAGAGGGAGUGAGAACAUGGUGAGGGAACAAUAUGAAACAGUGAGACAGCAGGAGAUAAAGGCAGAGCUGAAACAGCAAGAACCUUCCAGAAGAAAAUGUAGCCACCACCUUCUCCUUCCCACUGUGUCACACCUAGGGCAGUAUUGGCAAUACCACAGCUUCAGAAUUCCUGGGUUAGGGUAAAUGGUGUAAUGUUCAGGCUUCUCUCUGCUGGGGUGAUGAGGAUCCUGAUGUUCCAGGUCACACUUCAUUUGAGGGGGUGGGAUGAUGACAGUUCUUUUAACAUGGUCCAAACGGCAGUCAUGUUACUGGCCCCUCUGUAAGCGUCAGAGACACGGGCAAUAUAUAACAGAUGCCUUCAAUCUAAUUACAGGAAAGGCCUCCAAAAUCAGUACCCUCUCUCAGGCUGACAUCCCCAACAUCGAGGUACUGGUUACAAUCAAUCAUCUGCAUUGGACAUACCACAGAAUCCCCAUGCCUGUCACAAGACUCCCAAAUCAAACUCUUUCCUCUCAACUUCAUCACAGCAAGCAGGUACCAGGAUGGCAGAGGAAACAUUUCAAGAGCAUCAUCAAAACCUCCAUGAAAAGUGGAACAUCCCCACCUUCGCAGGUAGAUAAGAUAAUGAAGAAGGCAUUUGAUA
Chiloscyllium plagiosum (whitespotted bambooshark) is the source of this 2935-nucleotide messenger RNA. RefSeq names its product sperm flagellar and cilia associated 1 (gene spef1). Gene Ontology annotation, cellular component: axoneme. The record is from RefSeq and is a predicted model, not a curated record. Gene Ontology annotation, biological process: regulation of cytoskeleton organization. Gene Ontology annotation, molecular function: microtubule binding. Lineage: Eukaryota; Metazoa; Chordata; Chondrichthyes; Orectolobiformes; Hemiscylliidae.